Messenger RNA from Staurois parvus, 1259 nucleotides. NCBI's taxonomy places the organism in Eukaryota, Metazoa, Chordata, Amphibia, Anura, Ranidae. The record is from the annotation of a GenBank genome assembly.
AUGUUUUCUCCCGAUCAAGAAAACCAUCCCGCCAAGGCACCUGUGAAAUAUGGGGAGCUCAUUGUACUGGGGUACAAUGGCUCUCUUCCGAAUGGGGACAGAGGAAGGAGGAAAAGCAGGUUUGCUUUACUGAAGAGACUUAAAGCCAAUGGGGUGAAGCCAAGUACUGUUCACAUUGCCUGUACUCCCCAGGCAGCAAAGGCAAUAAGUAACAAGGACCAGCAUAGUAUAUCCUACACUUUGUCAAGGGCACAGACUGUGGUGGUGGAGUACACUCAUGACAGCAACACGGACAUGUUUCAGAUUGGAAGGUCAACAGAAAGCCCUAUUGAUUUUGUGGUAACUGACACAGUUCCAGGAAGCCAGAGCAACUCCGAUACACAGUCCGUACAAAGCACCAUCUCGAGAUUCGCAUGCAGAAUUAUUUGUGAACGAAAUCCUCCAUUUACUGCCAGAAUAUAUGCUGCAGGCUUCGACUCUUCCAAGAAUAUUUUCCUUGGGGAAAAGGCUGCCAAAUGGAAAACGAUAGAUGGGCAGAUGGAUGGGUUAACGACAAAUGGAGUCCUUGUUAUGCAUCCACGCAACGGAUUCACCGAGGACUCUAAGCCAGGGGUGUGGAGAGAAAUAUAUCCGUUUGCGGGAAUGUGUUUAGCCUAAGAGAGACCCGCUCAGCUCAGCAGAGAGGAAAGAUGGUGGAAAAUGAAAGCAAUGAGCUUCAAGAUGGUUCCCUCAUUGAUCUUUGUGGAGCUACUUUGUUAUGGCGCACUGCUGAAGGGCUAUCCAGAACUCCAACCGUAAAACACUUGGAAGCACUGAGACAGGAGAUCAACGCAGCACGACCUCAGUGUCCUGUUGGCUUUAAUACACUGGCUUUUCCUAGUAUGAAGAGGAAGGAUGUUGUCGAUGAGAAACAGCCUUGGGUAUACCUGAACUGCGGCCAUGUACACGGUUUCCAUAACUGGGGGAACAAAGAGGAGCGGGAUGGGAAGGACCGGGAGUGUCCAAUGUGUCGCUCUGUGGGGCCCUACGUUCCACUAUGGUUGGGUUGUGAAGCUGGAUUUUAUGUGGAUGCAGGCCCUCCAACUCAUGCCUUUAGCCCUUGUGGACAUGUGUGCUCAGAAAAAACAACUGCCUACUGGUCUCAGAUCCCACUUCCCCACGGUACUCAUACUUUCCAUGCAGCCUGCCCAUUCUGUGCACACCAGCUUGCAGGAGAACAAGGGUAUAUCAGACUCAUUUUCCAAGGACCUCUAGACUAG